AGGCAAAGUGUAGGAAAGACUGAAAGAGAGCUAGCUAGGAGUAGAAUUUAGAGAAAAUGGGGAGCUCCUAUGAGUUUUCAAGAAAUGAAAACAAAGAUGUUUCACUUCAGGAACUGAGAGACAGGCUUGCUGAGUUUUCUCGAGUUAGAGAUUGGGAACAAUACCACAGUCCUAGAAAUCUUCUUCUAGCACUAGUUGGAGAGGUUGGGGAGCUGUCUGAGAUCUUCCAGUGGAAGGGUGAAGUUGCAAGAGGACUACCAAACUGGAGUUCUGAUGACAAAGAACAUUUAGGAGAGGAGCUCUCUGAUGUGCUGCUCUAUCUGAUCCAGCUUGCCGAUGUUUGCGGCAUUGAUCUUGGACAAGCAGCACUCAGUAAGAUUGUCAAGAAUGCUAGGAAGUAUCCAGUUUCCAACCAAACACCAGCUGCAGCUUCAACCAACUAGCUAGCAUUGAAGAACCACCUUUCUCUAUAUCUAUUUAUGUAUUGGUUGAUUACACUUCAUUUUCCAAGUGUGUUUUGAGUCGAGUCUUAUUUUGUUUACAAGAUCUAUGAAAUUUGCUUCUUGUUUGAGAAAUGAGAACAAGGUGGAGUAUGUAUCAGAGUUAUCUGGUAAGUAGAGACUAGCUGUCAAUCCUGUCAUUGCUUUGAAGCUUAGAAUGAAGAAUGAAACAAGGUAGGGACUUG
Messenger RNA from Fragaria vesca subsp. vesca, 685 nucleotides. Its product is annotated as dCTP pyrophosphatase 1-like. Gene Ontology annotation, biological process: nucleoside triphosphate catabolic process. The record is from RefSeq and is a predicted model, not a curated record. The transcript has 2 exons. Gene Ontology annotation, molecular function: nucleoside triphosphate diphosphatase activity. NCBI's taxonomy places the organism in Eukaryota, Viridiplantae, Streptophyta, Magnoliopsida, Rosales, Rosaceae. The coding region runs from base 57 to 443 and encodes 128 amino acids.